Messenger RNA from Paracoccidioides brasiliensis Pb18, 2601 nucleotides. RefSeq lists its product as uncharacterized. The transcript has a single exon. Bases 1 to 2601 code for a protein of 866 amino acids. The record is from RefSeq and is a predicted model, not a curated record.
AUGGAUGACAACGAUCUUUCCCUUCCCAGAGAAGAGCUAUCCAAGGCCGACAUGACAGCCCCUGCUUUGGGCAAAAAGGUGAGAACCACCUCCGUGGACUCGAGUUUCCCAGUCCUCCUCCCCGAAGAUCCGUGCUUGCGUAUGUCCCAGGAAGAAUUCGAGGCAGCUAUCCUCAAGACUCUUCCUAAUUUCAUAGGCAUCGAAAGUGAAAUGGGUGUUCUGGAUAUCUUGGACGACGAUAGUUCAUUUCCCAUGUUUUCCCACGAUAAAACCGGUGCAGAUCCCAAAACGAUCCAAAUGACACAGCCCUCAACAACGGGUAACACCUUCGUUGACGUCCUCAAUCGCGCAGCUGCGAACCCCACUGGUGAACAAGCCGAUGCUACUGAGAUGGCGAGGAGGAAUCGUAUGUUGACGGAAAAUAUGGGGAUGGCGUAUGCAUCGACGCAGUCACCUAUACUUGAACUGUUCAAUAAGGUUGAUCAUAAGGGCAAUUAUUAUGUAAAUAAUCAGCAGCCACUGGCUGAAACGCUCGAGGAAGCGUGGAAAGCUGACCCAUUGAUGACGUUGAAGGUUAUUUGGAUGGUGCGCAGCAUUCAUUUGGGGAAAGGGGACAAGGGGAUGUUUUACAGGCAGCUGGGUUGGUUGAAGGAGAAGCAUCCACGAACGCUUUUAAUGAAUUUAAAGUGGCUUCAUAGGGCUGUUAUCAAAAAAGAUGCAAAAAGGAGAGAGGGAGAUGACCAUGUUAUUUUUGAUAAAGUUAACAUGGGGGGAGUGGAGGGAGAAAGGACGCAGGUGGAAGUCGAUGAUUUCGAUGUUCUACAUGGUGUGUCGCACGGCUAUUGGAAGGAUUUACUAAAUAUACUUGUUCUAUCAUCACAGGAAAGGCUGGACAUGAGUGAUCCUGACGAGGUUCUGUUGAGGGAUUGUCGUGUUCGCAAGGAACAACAUGAUGGCAUGAGGCAGAGGCGAAAUAGGUCCAGGACGCAUCUACGGGGCGCAGUGAGGGGCAAAAUGAGGGGCGGGGCGAGGGGUCGAAAUCGAUUGGCUAGGGAACAACCUACUCCGGCGCAACGACAGGAACGAAAGAAGUGCGCUGUGGAGCUCGUGAAGCAACAGAAAGCAGCAUCCAAGGAGGAAAAGGCACGGCGUCAUGCACAUAUCCUUAAUCGUUUGGCAAGAGACCCUUUCCACCGCGCUCUCCACCUAACCGUCGCCCGUCUCUUCGCUGAUCAGCUGCGCAAGGACAAGCUGCUGCUUGAAUCCGGAAACAAGGAUAACAAAGAAUCACUCCGCGGACUCUCUUUAUGCGCAAAAUGGGCUCCUUCCCUCGAGCAUUUUCACGACAAGCACACCCUUAUCGCCACUACUAUCGCAGAGCUCCUCUUCCCCUCGUCUGCCUUGGAAGACUACUCCCAACUUACCGAUCCACGUUCUCGAGAUACCUAUCUCAAAUACGCUCGCGAACACUACCGUGCAAAAAUUUUGUCGCCUCUCCGCAAAGCCCUCUCUAUUGUCGAGCGGGACAUCUCUGCUCAAACCUUCUCAAACAUCCAAUAUUCCCAUGUCCCCUCUAUAGCUAUGAAUAAAUAUAGAGAGCUCUUCUCCACCAAAGAUUCCGACCGUUUCCAUGCCUACCUACAAGAUGUGGCACUGGGCAAAGUCACCAUUUCUGGAGCCAUACUAACCCCUGGUUCGCUAAUAAAACAAGUCUUGGGCCUUGUGAAUCACACUGGUCAGGACGCGGUUACAUAUGCCACCGUUUUAGAUCUGCAGUGGAAAACAAUGGUGCAGCGCAUAAAGGACUCUGGGACGCUUAGUAACUCCAUGGCAGUGUGUGAUGUUAGUGGCUCUAUGAAUGGUCCGGCUGAUCGUCUGGGGAUCUGUCCACUCGAUCAUGCUAUCGGUCUCAGUCUUCUUAUAGCUGAGGUGACGAAGCCGCCAUUUGGAGGGCGGAUUAUUACUUUCUCGCAGAAUCCACAGAUACAGGUUGUGGGCGGGGAAGCAGAUGGAAGGUCCUUGAAAGAUAAAGUGCAAUAUGUGCAGCGCGCUAAUUGGGGUUGGAAUACGGACUUUAUCGAGGUGUUCCGACAGGUAAUUUUGCCGUUGGCGGUGGAGAAUAAGGUCCCACCAGAAGAUAUGGUGAAAAGGGUCUUUGUGUUUAGCGAUAUGCAGUUUGAUCAGGCACAGGGAGAUGGGAUGCAUGGCUUUAUGACACCUGUUUUUGGGGUGCCGGGGUCAGGCCCUGAGGUUAAUAGGUGGCAGACACAUCACCAGUUUGUGGAGAUGGAGUUUCAAAAGCAUGGGUAUGAGGUGCCCGAGUUAGUGUAUUGGAAUCUCGCGGGGAGGGCUGGGGCGGUCCCUGUUACUCAUGACAUGAAGGGGACGGCACUAGUGAGUGGUCAGAGUCAGGCAUUGAUGAAGGCGUUCUUGGAUUGCGGGGUGUUUGAGGAAGAAGAGAUUGAGGCGAUGGAAGGGGACGGCCAGGGGGAUGAUUCGUUGGGAGAAAACCAGAAGAAAAAGACUAGAUUUGACCCGCUAAAGAUUGUUCGGAAAGCUGUUGGGCAUGCGGGUUUUGAUAUGUUGAGAGUUGUGGACUGA